This is a messenger RNA of Acaulospora morrowiae, 1422 nucleotides long. The record is from the annotation of a GenBank genome assembly. Lineage: Eukaryota; Fungi; Glomeromycota; Glomeromycetes; Diversisporales; Acaulosporaceae.
AUGGAAAACACAGACAAUAGCAACAAUAGCAAAGAUGAAGAAUCUUAUAGUUUACCUUCAAAUUCUAAAAACACGGCAUUGACGUUAAACGACUGCAAUUUCGAGAAUUUAGGGUUGGAAGCGUGGCUGAUCCAGGCAUUAAACUCCAUGUUAAUCAAGCGACCGACCGAAAUUCAAGUUGCAUGUAUACCAAAGAUUUUGUCCGGAAGGGAUUGUAUAGGCGAAGCGAAAACCGGUAGCGGUAAAACCGCUGCUUUUGCUUUACCGAUAUUGCAGAAAUUGUCAGAAGAUCCAUUUGGAAUUUUCGCACUCGUGUUGACUCCGACAAGGGAAUUAGCAUUCCAAAUUGCGGAUCAAUUUCGAGUUCUUGGUAAAGGCAUAAAUUUAAAAGAUUGCGUUGUAGUUGGCGGUCUUGAUAUGAUGGAACAAGCAUUACAGCUCUCAAGGAGGCCACAUGUCGUUAUUGCGACACCAGGUCGACUAGUGGAUCAUAUACACAGUAGUAAUGUUCAAGCAAAUUUUAACAGAGUUAGGUUUUUGGUACUUGACGAAGCUGAUCGCUUGCUGUCCGAUACGUUCGCCGAGGAUCUUGGUGUUAUACUUGACCAUAUACCUUCAAAAAGACAAACCUUAUUGUUUACUGCAACGAUGACGGAAAAUAUCCUGGCUCUAAAAGAUUCCGAAGAUGAUCCUGAUAAGAAACCUUUUGUUCAUCGAGUAAAAUCAAACACGUCAACUGUUUCAACUUUAUCCCAAUACUACGUGCUCGUUCCAUCACAUAUCCGCGAACCAUAUCUAAUUCGUCUGUUGAGAUCCGAAGAAUUUGCAGAUAAAUCCGUAAUAAUAUUUUGCGGUCGAUGCAAAACUGCAGAGUUGCUACGAGUGAUGUUGAUGGAAUUAGAUAUACGAUGUACGGGUUUGCAUUCUACAAUGAGUCAAAAAGAAAGGUUAAAUAGUUUAGGAAAAUUUAAGGCAGAGGUUGUUAAGGUGCUAAUCGCUACAGAUGUUGGAAGUCGAGGUCUAGACAUUCCGACAGUGCAACUUGUGAUCAACUUUGAUAUACCAAGAGAUCCAACCGAUUAUAUUCAUCGAGUCGGUAGAACUGCAAGAGCAGGUCGAGGUGGUGUCGCAUUAUCCAUUAUAACAGAACGUGACAUAGAGCUGGUUCGCAAUAUUGAAGCCAGAAUAAAUAAGAAAAUGGAAGAAUGGAAAGUUAACGAAAAUAAAAUCUUGGAAAGUUUGAAUGAAAUAACUACCGCGAAACGCGUUGCAACGAUGCAUCUCCAUGAUACAAAUUUUGGUGCCACUAAGGAAACUCGGAAAAAGAAACGUUCGUUUUAUGAAACAGAUACUAAAACCGCUGGUAAUAGAAAUUUUCAAACAAAAGAUCGAAAGUCGAGUAAAAAGGUAAAGAAAAAAUAG